Lachancea fermentati is the source of this 1158-nucleotide messenger RNA. Lineage: Eukaryota; Fungi; Ascomycota; Saccharomycetes; Saccharomycetales; Saccharomycetaceae. The record is from the annotation of a GenBank genome assembly.
AUGCCUGAUCCUAGGAGGAGAAAGAGCAGACAUCUGCUGACGCCAGAACUGCUUUCGUCGUCCAUCCAAAUUACCAACUUGCCGCAAUCGUGGAAUCAGGAUACCAUAACGUCGAUAGUUGCCGGCUCAGGCCCCAUAACUAAUGUGUCAACCAGGACGGAUCCACGCAAUGGAAAGGUGUUGGGUAUAAUAGUCGACUAUGCCACCAGUAAAGAUAGUAAACGCGCACUUGACAUCCUCAGGAAAAUAAAGAAAUUCCCUUGCGAGCUGGAAAGGAUUAUACCACCUAAUUAUAAAGAUGCCAAAAAGGAUGCGGCUGCAUUAGAAUUUAAUAGAGACUCGUACCCAUGGGAGUUUGGACUAGAACUGCCUUUUGAACUGGUGUCAGAAGUCCCAUUACCGAGGAGACCGACGAACCCGGUGCCAUCGGUCAAUGUCGAAUCCAACGCAUCUGGAAGCGCUCCAACGUCAUUCCCUGUCAUUCUCAGCAAAGCCUCCAAGCAUCUCCCUGCGCUUCAGCCUGGUGCUCUUACAACCCCAGAUCCUAUAUCAAUGAAUUUGAGUAAAAUACCACCUCUCCAAUUACUGGAGAUGAUAUCGAAUUUGAAAAUAUUGGCCAACCAAGACGCAAAGCGCAGUCAGUUGGAAAAUUUCUUGGGUACAAACAUGGAUAUUUCCGUAGCGGUGACCCAGGCUAUGCUUGAAAUGGGCUUCAUAAAUUAUAAUGUUGUAACUAAAAUACUGACCGAGCAACAAAGCAAGGUCUUUUCUCCUCCUGUUCAGAACAAUUCAACGGUUUACAGCAGUGGCAAUUCGCAAAACAGCACACCUAUAAGUAAUAACACUGUUCCCCUCAAUUCGUAUGUCGCGCCCCCACAGCCACUUGCGCAACCUCCUCAGCAGCAAGCUCCGCAGACAAUGGGUUUCAAUGCUCCUUCAUUCGGCUUUACCCAAGCGUCGCCGCCACCUUUUUUCGCACCUCUGGCUCCUGUGAAUAACGGAACACCCCAAAUUAAUAUGGUGAAGCUGUCAUCUCUGCCACAACAACAACAAGAUAUGAUAAAGCAAGUGCUUCAGUUGCCGGCCGAUCAAGUUAGGUUACUCCCACCUGACCAAAUAGCUAUGGUGGAAAACUUCAAGAAAGAAUAUCUUUUGUAG